AUAUUUAACGUCAACAUUUUGCAGAGGUAUACAAUUUCAUCGAAAUGUAAUAUGAAGUUUUAGUGGGCGUUCAAGGGAUGAUAAUUUCAUUCAUUUAAUCAUGAUCCGUUGACGAACUGAAUAAACAAAACCGGGCACAGACGAAUUAAUUGAACAACAAAAAGUGAUGUGAUCAGUUUCAGAAUUAUAAAAAGUAGAAGAAUAUUUCAAUAAAUAUUUUUAACAGCAUUAUUGAACGUAUACAUACAUUGCAAAAGCUGAAAAAUCUAGAUGCUCAGAAAAUGGUUGAAGAAUCACUACAAAAUUUCUCCAACGCAUCAGAAGCAGAUGUUGACCCUUUUGAGGAUAUCGAAGGGUGGCCAACCGACGAUAAUAUAGCUCGUGCUCUCGAAAACUAUUUUACUUUCCAUUUCAUUUCUUCCAUCAUAUUGAAUUUGAUUAUUGUCGUUGUAAUAUGUCCUCUGCAUAUAUUUAUUUUGUACAACUUUUUCAGACAUAAAAAAUUAAGAUCUAGAUUAAAUUUGUAUAUCUUGAAUUGUUCUAUUAUAGAUUUAUCGAAACAAUUGUUACGGAUAAUAACUUAUUUGAUUAGAAACGUCGGUAACUCAAAUACACUUGACUGGUUAUGUUUUAAUACUAUAAUGGAAUACAUUCUUUUUUGUUUAUAUAUUUCAUUCGGUUUAGGAUUGGCCAUUGAUUGGUUUACGUCUUGUUAUAAGCCCUAUUUGACUGAUAACCUAGAUAAGUAUUUCAAAUUUGUAAUCGCAGUUAUAUAUGUUAUUGCCUUCAUAAUUGUCAUUGUAGACUCCUCAGGUUGUACAAUACACUCAUUCUGGGCGAUGUUGAGAAAUUUUAAUUUCAUUGUCGGUUUUUUCAUAACCAUUUCAGUCACACUUUUGGUUGUGAAUAUUCUUGCUGGAAAGUUUGCCCUCAAAAACACCAACAGUAAAACUUCAUAUGCUCUAACUAUCGCUAAUAUUAGCAUAUAUUCAUUUUUCCCAUUCUUUCUUUAUCAUAUUAUUGAAACGUAUUCGUUUAAUCAUAUUCUACUCGACAUUUUUCUAUUAUAUACAUCAGUUCUUCCUGAAUCGAUAGGAUGUUUCCAUUUUCUCUUGAUUUUGUAUAUAUUCUGGAAGGGAAGUAAAGAAUUCAAAGUAGCGUGUUCUCUUUGUUUCAAGAGAUCAACUAAUGUUUAUAGGGAAGACGAACGGAGUGAGGAUUCUGACAUUGGCAAUAAUGACAUUGAAAACACUUAUGUUCAUGCUGAUAAUUAUAAUUCGAAUCUUGACCAUGAAGCUUUGAUACUGUAAAUAAUUCCAAUAUUGAAUAAAUGAAUGAAAACGUACAUAUUUU
Messenger RNA from Leptinotarsa decemlineata (Colorado potato beetle), 1353 nucleotides. RefSeq lists its product as uncharacterized. The record is from RefSeq and is a predicted model, not a curated record. NCBI's taxonomy places the organism in Eukaryota, Metazoa, Arthropoda, Insecta, Coleoptera, Chrysomelidae.